Messenger RNA from Branchiostoma floridae (Florida lancelet), 1155 nucleotides. RefSeq lists its product as uncharacterized. The transcript has a single exon. Bases 1 to 1155 code for a protein of 384 amino acids. The record is from RefSeq and is a predicted model, not a curated record. NCBI's taxonomy places the organism in Eukaryota, Metazoa, Chordata, Leptocardii, Amphioxiformes, Branchiostomatidae.
AUGAACUUUUCACGAUAUCAAUUCCCACCAAUUUUCUGUACCGAUCAGAAUGGCGGGAACCAGAACCAGAAUGGUGGGAACGUGCAGAAUGGCGGGAACCAGAACCAGAAUGGCGGGAAUGUGCAGAAUGGCGGGAACCAGAAACAGAAUGGCGGGAACCAGAAACAGAAUGGCGGGCACCAGAACCAGGAUGGCGGGCACCAGAACCAGAAUGGCGGGCACCAGAACCAGAAUGGCGGGCAACAGAACCAGAAUGGUGGGAACGUGCAGAAUGGCGGGAACCAGAAAAAGAAUGGCGGGAACCAGAACCAGAAUGGCGGGAACCAGAAACAGAAUGGCGGGCACCAGAACCAGGAUGGCGGGCACCAGAACCAGAAUGGCGGGCACCAGAAACAGAAUGGCGGGCAACAGAACCAGAAUGGCGGGCACCAGAACCAGAAUGGCGGGAACCAGAAACAGAAUGGCGGGAACCAGAACCAGAAUGGCGGGCACCAGAACCAGAAUGGUGGGAACCAGAACCAGGAUGGCGGGCACCAGAACCAGGAUGGCGGGCACCAGAACCAGAAUGCCGGGAACGUGCAGAAUGGAGGGAACAUGCAGAGCGUGCACCAAUUUUCUGUCCACAUCUUCUUGAUGACAGUGUUGCAGGCGAAUGGAGGGCAGGCGAAUGGAGGGCAGGCGAAUGGAGGGCAGGCGAAUGGAGGGCAGGCAAAUGGAGGGCAGCAGAAUGGAGUGCAGGAGAAUGGAGGGCAGGCAAAUGGAGAGAACGGAGGGAACCAGCCUGGAGGUCAGCAGAACGGACCGAACCAGCACGGACCGAACCAGCACGGACCAAACCAGCACGGACCAAACCAGCACGGACCGAACCAGCACGGACCGAACCAGCACGGACCGAACCAGCACGGACCGAACCAGCACGGACCGAACCAGCACGGACCGAACCAGCACGGACCGAACCAGCACGGACCGAACCAGCACGGACCGAACCAGCACGGACCGAACCAGCACGGACCAAACCAGCACGGACCAAACCAGCAUGGACCGAACCAGAACGGAGGAAACAACAAUGCUGGGCACACCGGCGGCAACAAUGGCAACGUACCACCUGUCACCCCUGCUGAACCCCCAGUUCAACCCGGGGUACCCGGCUGGUAG